This is a messenger RNA of Plectropomus leopardus (leopard coralgrouper), 1102 nucleotides long. RefSeq names its product ferritin, heavy polypeptide 1b (gene fth1b). NCBI's taxonomy places the organism in Eukaryota, Metazoa, Chordata, Actinopteri, Perciformes, Serranidae. The record is from RefSeq and is a predicted model, not a curated record. Gene Ontology annotation, molecular function: ferric iron binding; ferrous iron binding. Gene Ontology annotation, biological process: intracellular iron ion homeostasis; iron ion transport. Gene Ontology annotation, cellular component: cytoplasm.
GUAUUUACCGUGGCAGCAGGUAACGGCAGCCAGUCUGCUUACGUCUGUAGUUGGAAAUUCAACUGCUAGACAACUGGUUAUUUUUGUGAAUCGCACGACAUCAAGAAAGAAAUGAAUUCACAAAUCCGACAAAACUUCCACUUGGACUGUGAGGCUGCCAUUAACAGACAGAUAAACCUGGAGCUCUAUGCUUCCUAUGUUUAUCUCUCAAUGGCAUACUAUUUUGAUAGGGAUGAUAAAUCCCUUCCAAAUUUUGUGAAGUUCUUCCAUGCACAGUCCAAGGAGGAGCGUGAGCAUGCAGAGAAACUGAUGAGUCUGCAAAACAUGCGGGGAGGCCGGAUUUUUCUGCAUGAUAUCAGGAAACCUGAUAGAGAUGAGUGGGGGAGCGGCCUGGAGGCUUUGGAGUGUUCUUUGCAGCUGGAGAAAAGUGUAAACCAAUCCCUGCUGGACCUGCAGAAAAUGGCGACUGAACACAAUGAUCCUCAUCUGUGUGACUUCAUUGAGACACAUUACCUGGAUGAGCAGGUCAAAUCUAUCAAACAGCUCGCUGACUGGAUAUCCAACCUGCGCAGCAUGGGAGCCCCUCAGAGCAGCAUGGCUGAGUACCUCUUUGACAAACACACCAUGGCUGAGGAGGGCAGUUAAACUACACUGUGAUCAUCCUGGUCAACGCUGCAUGCCCACCUGUCCCUAAUAUGUAAAACAGAUAAUGCUACUCUAUUUAUGUUUGUUAGCUAGCAACUGCAAAAUUUGCACACAGCGUUAAUGGUUCUCAAAACUGGACUGCUGCAGACCUCACUUCACAUGACAGACCAAAUUGGAUCUAAAAGAUGUUUUAUAGAUUUAAAAUCUAAGAAAACCUUUUAUUCAUUUCAGUUAUAUGUUCACACCUGAUAUUUUAUUGAUUGUUUCAGUGUUUUUGGUCUGGUGGCUAGAACACUGCAUUUUAAUGAGUUGAGCUUUGAAAUGCAUUUUAAAAAUAUAUUUGCUUCUCUUUGAGCAAUAGCAAUUAAGCUGGACUGUGCUGAUGUAAUAUUUAAAGGUUUAGUACGUAGGAUCUAGCUUUUAGGAUGUAAAUAGCAACCAACUUAAACUUUUUCCA